AUGAGCCGCACACACAGGAGGAAGCACAUCACCACUCGGAGACAGGAGCGACACCGCACGUCAGAGAGCGGCAGGACAGGGCAGCUUCAGCGCGCCUCAGCCGUGCGUCUGUCCCUACAGUCUCUGUCCCAGCAGCAGAGACCACAGCCACACUGCUCCGGAGACAAGAUGGAGGACCGGGAGCAGGUGCAGAAGCUUCUGGGUGGGAUCCUGCAGAGUCAGAGCAGAGGCCUGAGUGCGUGUCGUCUGCAGAGUGAGUUCCAGGAGCUGACCGGAGAGCACAUACCGCACCGACAGCUGGGACACGGCAGCCUGAGCGCUCUGCUGGACACACUGCCCUCUGUGGUCAGGGCGGAGCGCGGCGACAGUGGAGAGGUGUUGUACUUUCCCUCUGCUCUAAAGGGGACCGUGGCGCAGGUUGUGGCUCGACAGCGCAGGUCACGGAGGUUUGGACGAUCACAGACGAUCAACACCAACAUGAGGCUGAAACCGGCUGCUCCACUGGCCCUCAACGCCAAACCUCAAACGUCUCUCAGACAGCCGAGUCAUCGCAGCAGACGAGGAGGAGGAGCAGGGGGAGCAGGCGGAGGAAGGGGAGGAGGAGGAGCAGGAGGAGGAAAGGGAGGCAGAGAUGGGCCUCCAGACGGCAGGACGGCCCACCACAGUUCAGCCCAGAAGAGAGCUCACGCCCCAGGGGACAAGAGGAUGUGUCUUCCUUCUCGCUUCCACAGAGAGGUUCACGCUCACCUCUCAAAGAACUCUCCUCAGUGUCCUGGGGGGGUCAGAGGUCCUGAGGGUCCCUCCUACAGCCCCCCCCUGGUGCAGAGGCGUCUCCGGGAGCUCCUGAGCAGAUACAGUAAUGGUUUCUGGGUGUCUAAGCUCCCACAGAUCUAUAGCGAGCUCUACAAGGAGGAGCUGCCCCCCCCCGUCCUGAGGGACCUGGACACAUGGGGCCACAUCUGCACCGUGGAGAAAACCUGUAGCACCUCCUCGGAGCUGCUCCUGUACCCAGCGGAGGAGCAGAGGAGCAGCCCUGACCCAAGCUCUGAAAGCCCCUCCCCUGCAAGAUCCUCCCCCACCUCCCGCGCCUCCCCCACCUCCCGUGCCUCCCCCACCUCCCGCGCCUCCCCCAGCUCCCGCGCCUCCCCCACUUCCCGCUCCCCCACUUCCCGCGCCUCCCCCACCUCCCGCGCCUCCCCCAGCUCCCGCGCCUCCCCCACUUCCCGCGCCUCCCCCACUUCCCGCGCCUCCCCCACUUCCCGUGCCUCCCCCACUUCCCGUGCUUCCCCCACCUCUCGUGCCUCCCCCACCUCCCGCCCCUCCCCAAACUCCCCCACGCCUCCUGCCUCUCCCUCUCUUAGCCCUGACCUACAGAGCAGACUGGAGGAGCUGCUGAGGAAGUAUCCCAACGGUCUGUGGGCCCACGCUCUGCCCAAGCUCUACCAGGAGACCUACAAGACGGAACUUCCUGGACACGUGUUGGAAAACCUGCAGCUCCUCUCACACAUCUGCACCGUGGACCACCCUAUGACAGACACCCCCCACAGGGCCAUCCUGUACACCAGCAGCACCAGCAACACUACCAGCAACAGCAGAAACAGCAGCACUGGGGCAGACACCGGGGCAGACACCGGGGCAGACACCAGAGCAGACACAAGGACAGACACCAGAGCAGACACCAGAGCAGACACCAGAGCAGACACCAGAGCAGAUACCAGAGCAGACACCAGAGCAGACACCAGAGCAGACACCAGAGCAGACACCAGAGCAGACACCAGAGCAGACACCAGAGCAGACACAAGGACAGACACCAGAGCAGACACCAGAGCAGACACCAGAGCAGAUACCAGAGCAGACACCAGAGCAGACACCAGAGCAGACACCAGAGCAGACACCAGAGCAGACACCAGAGCAGACACCAGAGCAGACACCAGAGCAGACACCAGAGCAGACACCAGAGCAGACACCAGAGCAGACACCAGAGCAGACACCAGAGCAGACACCAGAGCAGACACCAGAGCAGACACCAGAGCAGACACCAUGGUACCUGUGCUCCUGCCCCCCACAGAGGAGUACCCCUCGGUGCUGGUGCUGGAGGCCUCUGACACCAACGCUGUCGUCUUGAGGUUCAUCGGCGAGGGGUACUCCAGGGCCCAGGAGCUGAUGGAGGACGACAUGAGGAGGUUCUACAGCCCAAACCAAAGCCCUGCCCUCCCCCCGGCCUCCUGUCCACACAUGGAGGAGCUGGUGGCAGUGAGAGCAGAGGAGGAGGAGGAGGUGCUCAGGGCUCAGGUCUGUGCUCUGCUGCAGGACAAGGUCAAGGUGUACUAUGUGGACCAUGGCUUCACAGAAGUCGUCAGUAAAAGCAAAGUAUUUGAUCUGAACGAGAGGUUUCUCAAGCUGCCGUUCCAGGCCACAAAGUGCAGACUGGCAGGCCUGGAGCCCUUCUGCCGGGACCCCGCGGUGCUGAAGACCCUGGAGAGCCUGGCCAGUGGGAGGAUCCUGCUGCUGGAGAUCCUGGAGCAAGGACAGUGCCCCCUGGUGGUGCUCUACGACACCUCACAGGACGACGACGUCAACAUCAACACGGCCUGUGCCAGAGCUCUGCAAGACCCCCGUCUGGCCAGUCCCCUGAAGGUGCACAGUGUGUACAUGGGGGCAGUAGUGAGCAGUGUGUGUUCAGACGGGAGCCUCUUCUGUCAGCUUCCAUCCAGAGGUCUGCACCAGCUGCGGGGGACGCUGGAUACCAUCAACACAUACUUCCAAUCACAGGUGACCUCGGAGAGCCUGGUGUCGUUGCCCUUCUGUGGGAAAGUCUGCCUGGCCCGGUACAAAGGCCGCUGGUCAAGAGUGGAGGUCACCAACCUUCAUGGUUCCAGAGUUAUGGACGUUCUGUUUGUGGAUGUGGGGGUGCAGGCUUCAGUGGAGGUGUUCGAGCUCAGAGAGAUCCCUCCGAAGUUCCUCAAGGACCUGGUCACCAUCCCCCCACAGGCGGUGAAGUGCUGCCUGGCGGAGUUGGGAGUCCGGUCGUGGGCCCCUGAGGCCGUGCAGUGGCUCCGGGAGCGAGUGCUGCACCUCAGCGACUGCAGUGUGAAGGUGGUCAGAGUGGACGACUCAAAGGGCUGCGUCCACAUCCACCUGUUCGCUGACAAGAACUUCCACGACGCCACGCUCAGCCUCAACCACCAGAUGGCGCUCUCCCCACUCUUCCAGCAGCAGCCAGACGUCAUCCUGACCAGCCACAGGUCGAAGCAGCCUCCUGCUGCUGCACCAAAGACCCCCACCUCCCCAGAGGGAGCUGCUGCUAAAGGGAAGCCCCCUCUCAGAUUGUGUGCCCCCACAGAGACCUCCCCCCCCCCUCCUGACGGGCCGGACCCCCCGGACAGCCUGCCCCCAAUGAUUGAGCUGCCGUUACCAGGGCAGAACCUGGAUGUGUAUGUGUCCGUGGCGUCUCACCCUGGUCACUUCGUGCUGCAGCCCUGGAGGAGCCUGUACCAGCUGGGAGUCCUGAUGGGGGAGAUGGUCCUCUACUACAACAGGGGCCAGAGGCAGAGCACCCGGCUCCACAAGGGUCUGCUCUGCGCUGCCAAAGUGGACCACAGCUGGUACCGUGUGCUGGUGAAGGGGCUGCUGUCUAACGGCCUGGUGUCCGUGUACCAGGUGGACUAUGGCAGACUGGAGCUGGUCCUUGCGUCACAGCUCCAGCCUCUGGUGCAGGACUUCAGGAGACUGCCCUUUCAGGCCCUGACCGCCCAGCUGGCAGGGGUGAAGCAGCAGCACUGGUCUGAGGAGGCCUCCAUGGUGUUCCGCAACCAUGUGGAGAAGAAGGCCCUGGUGGCUCAGCUGGAGGGCGUGCAGGAGGCCCCUGGAGGCCCCUGGGAGCGCAGACUCACUGUGUUCCUGGUGGACACGUCUCAGGAGGACCGCGACGUCUGGGUCCACGACAUCAUGGCCGACAUCAGCCAGCAGCUCAGCUCCUGA
Messenger RNA from Knipowitschia caucasica, 3981 nucleotides. Lineage: Eukaryota; Metazoa; Chordata; Actinopteri; Gobiiformes; Gobiidae. The record is from the annotation of a GenBank genome assembly.